Molecule: messenger RNA, 3210 nt
Organism: Saccostrea echinata
Lineage: Eukaryota; Metazoa; Mollusca; Bivalvia; Ostreida; Ostreidae
Product: mucin-2-like
Exons: 8
Coding region: 1-3210 (1069 amino acids)
Source: RefSeq, a predicted model, not a curated record
AUGUCCCUCAGGAGUCUUCCAUUGGUAACUCUAGUGGUUACUUUAUUCCUUAUACAGGCCACGGAAGGUUUUACUUUGUCUAGACAAGGCGGAUGUGCUCCUGUCAGUGUGAACUGCCCUAACGUCAAAUACGACUUCUCCUCGGGAUGUUUUGUUUGUACCGGUGGCGAAACCAAUCAACAACAGCCUUCUGCAGCACCUGUCCCGCAGUAUCUCAACCCAGUUAAGGAAAAUUGCAAGGACAAAGGCCUUAUGCUUCAACUCAUGCUGAAGAUUGAUAACGAUGGAUGUUCUAACUGUGGAUGUCCUAACUGUGGACACAGAGAACCAAUGCCUAUCAACAACGGAUGGAAUCCCAUGGCUCAUACAAAUACAUCCCCAUCUUCUACAACGACCACUCCCCCAGCAACGACAAAGACGAACCCUCCUGAAACUACGACAGAGAAUAUUCCAUGCCCCUGCAAAGACCCAGCUCAUCAUACAACAAGUUCUCAUUCUACCACCAGUACAACUGCUUCGACUCCAGAAACCACUCCUAUACCAACUACUACCACCUCUCAAACAACAACUACAGAGAAAACUACUUCAAAGACGCAUCCUACUACAACAUUGUCUUCCUCUACAAUAACUACUCCUACUUCAACGAUUUCAACGAUUACUACUACAACGUCCAAAGCAACUUCAAUGAAGCUAACUUCUACUUCGAAAAAGCCAACUUCUACUGUAAAAACUGUACCAACUAAAAGACUACAUCGAUCUUCAACGACGACAACCACCUCAACAAAGCCUACAACCUCUACAACCACUUCAACAAAGCCUAUAACCUCUACAACCACCUCAACAAAGCCUACAACCUCUACAAAAACUCUACCUACUCACACUGCAGCAACUUCUCCAAUUAAAAAGAGUACAACAUCUAAAAUACCUGUUUCAUCCACCGCAGCUUCUACCUCAACUAAAAACUCAGCAACCUCGGCUUCUUCACAAGAGAGCAGCUCCUCUCAUAACCACUCGAACAACAGCAAUUCCAAACAUGACAACGUCUCAAACAACAAUUUAAAUCAGAGUAACAACUUUACCAAUAGCUCUUCUCAUAGCAACACCUUCUCAAGCAGCAGUUCUUCUAGCAGUAGCUCUUCUAGCAGCAGUUCCUCUUCUAGCAGUAGCUUCUCUAGCAGCAGUUUUUCAAGCAACAGCGGCACCCAAAAUAAGAACCAAACGCACGGCGGCCACCAUCACAAUAACCACCAUCACAAUAGCAAGCAUCCAAACAAUGGCACAAAUUCUCACAGCAACACUUUCUCUAACAGUAGCUCAUCCCAAAGCAGCUCGUCCAGCAGCAGCAGCAGCUUCUCGCAAAAUAGCAACAAUUCUAACAGCAGCCAUCCUCUCAGCAACCACAAUUCUCAAAACAACACUUCACACAGCAAUCAUCCUAACAACUUCUCUAACAGCAGUUCUUCCCAAAGCAACCAUUACUCCCAAACAAACAGUUAUUCAUCAAAUAACGGUUUUUCCCAGAAUAACUUCUCAAACAGUAGCUCAUCCCACAACAACCACGCCCAAAAUAGCAGUUCCAACACAAACAAUAGCAACUCGAAUAACAGCUCCUCUAAAAAUAACAACUUCUCCGGACACAAUAAUUCUUCAAAUGGCACGAACACUUCCAACAAAAACUCAUCAAGCACCAUGAACACUUCUAAAAACUCCUCGAACAACACUAACACCUCCAGCAAUAACUCCUCAAAUAAUAUGAACACUUCCAAAAAUAAUUCUUCAAACAACAUGAAUAGCUCCAAGAACAACAACAACGCCAACACCAUAAACAAUUCUAACAAUAACUCUUCUAACACCAUGAGCACCUCAAGCAAAACCUCCUCAAGUAACAUUAACAAUUCCAAAAAUAACUCAAGUAAUACCAACACUUCCAGCAAGAAUUCUUCAAAUAACAUGAACAAUUCCAAGAAUAAUUCAUCAAAUAAUAUGAAUACUACAAAGAAUAACUCUUCUAACACCACAAGCACUUCCAGCAACAGUAACCAAUCCAGCAGUUCUAACAACUCCAACAUUAGUCAAUCCCAAAAGAACAACUCUUCUAACAACAGUUUCCUAAAAACAACUACCCUUAAAACAACGACUACUACGUCGACAACGACUACUCCAACUACAACGACAACUCCCACAACAACAACUCCAACUACAACGACUACUCCUUCAACAACAACUCCAACUCCAACGACUACACCAACGACAACGACUACUCCCACGACAACAACUACUCCCACAACAACAACUACUCCCACAACAACAACUCCAACUACAACGACUACUCCCUCAACAACAACUACACCGACUACAACGACUACUCCCUCAACAACAACAACUCCCUCAACAACAACUACACCGACUACAACGACUACUCCCACGACAACAACAACUCCAACAACAACCACUACUCCCUCUACAACUACAACACCAACGACUACACUUAAGAUAACUAUGCCACCAGCAUUAACAACUACACAGAAAAUAACUGUACCACCCUCCCUGAAAACAACAACACUCGAGUCAACAACAACAACAAUGCCAACAACCACAGGUUGCCCGCCUUUCCCAAGCAACUGUCCGGUAGCGUGUGGAAGCUUUGACAUGAUGACUUUUUGUCCUAUCUGUGACUACAGCCUGUGUGGUAUCGGGAUAAGGGCGUCAAUUUAUUCAUCUGAGGAGGAAAGUAAUCGAGGAGAACGGAUUUUGUUAAAUGACCCGUCACUGUUUGACCAGCGACUUCAACAGAUAGACAACAAAAUCCAAAGUAUGACGUCAGAAAUUCAGAGCAUGACGUCAGAACUCCAUCAGACCACGCAAAACAUUCAAGAUGUAACUAUCAAACUUCAACAAGCAGAGGCGUCCAUUAGUAAACUGAUGCAUUCCAGUGCAGGAAAAUCUACUUAUGUGAGGUGGGGAAAACAUGGAUGUGGUGACAAUGCAACCUUAAUAUAUACUGGUCAGAUAGGUGGUUCCGCCUAUUCCCAAACUGGGGGCGCUGCAAACCCACUAUGUAUGUUGCACGAUGAUCUCUGGGGAUCUAAAAAACCAGAAAACUACAUGGCUGAAAUUCGAGGUGCAGAGUACCAGGAUGUCUUUUGGGGAAAACAGAAGUUUAGACAAGGACGUGCCAUGCGCCGUGUGCUCGCCUAUAGAUGGCGCUAG